Rhododendron vialii is the source of this 1986-nucleotide messenger RNA. RefSeq names its product probable CoA ligase CCL9. Gene Ontology annotation, molecular function: medium-chain fatty acid-CoA ligase activity. Bases 186 to 1757 code for a protein of 523 amino acids. NCBI's taxonomy places the organism in Eukaryota, Viridiplantae, Streptophyta, Magnoliopsida, Ericales, Ericaceae. Gene Ontology annotation, biological process: fatty acid metabolic process. The transcript is spliced from 4 exons. The record is from RefSeq and is a predicted model, not a curated record.
GUCACCAACCUUCCCUAGUCUCGCCUCCCUCGAAGAAUCCACUAUCUGCCAGCCACCGUUACAUUCACCACUCAUCACACGUAUUUAUAUGCAUCACCGAUUUCUCAGUCCAAUAUCUGCUCGACGCUCACGAUCGUUCUCUCUCUCUCUCUCUGAAAAAUCUCUCUCUAACAUCGUACAGAAAGAUGGCAAGUUCGACGCUCACCGGAUUACUAAAGAAGGUCGCCGGCGAAUUCCCAUCCCGCCGCGCGGUUUCUGUAUCCGGCCAGUUCGACCUCACGCACGCUCGCCUUCAAGAAUUGAUCGACCAAGCCGCCUCCCAACUCGUCGCCUCCGGCGUUAAACCCGGUGACGUGGUCGCUCUCACCUUCCCCAACACCAUCGAGUUCGUAAUCUUGUUUCUGGCCGUAAUACGCAUCCGCGCCACGGCCGCGCCGCUCAACGCGGCUUACACCUCCGACGAGUUCCAGUUCUACCUCUCCGACUCAGGCUCGAAACUCCUCCUAACCUCCCAAGAAGGAAACAAGCCGGCUCAAUCCGCCGCGUCCGUACUCAACAUCCCGCACAUCACCGCUUCGCUUCCUCAACCCGCCUCCGAUGUAACUCUCUCCUCAACUCGGCCCGAGUCGAACCCCGACUCGCUCUCCAGACUCGUCAACGACCCAGCCGACGUCGCGCUCUUCCUCCACACCUCCGGCACCACAAGCCGGCCCAAGGGCGUGCCCUUGACUCAGCUCAACCUAUCCUCCUCCGUACAAAACAUCAAAUCGGUCUACAAACUCACCGAGUCCGACUCCACCGUUAUAGUCCUCCCCCUGUUCCACGUACACGGGUUGCUCGCCGGGUUACUGAGUUCGCUCGUAGCGGGAGCCGCCGUGACUCUCCCGUCCGCCGGCAGAUUCUCCGCUUCGACUUUCUGGUCGGACAUGAACGCUUUCAGCGCCACGUGGUACACCGCCGUCCCCACGAUCCACCAGAUCAUAUUGGACCGCCAUUUGAACAACCCCGAACCGGUUUACCCGAAACUCCGGUUCAUCCGGAGCUGCAGCGCUUCCCUCGCGCCGGUUAUUUUAGAGCGGCUGGAGGAAGCGUUCGGGGCGCCGGUUUUGGAGGCGUACGCGAUGACGGAAGCGGCGCAUCUGAUGACGUCAAACCCGUUACCCGAGGAUGGCCCGCACAAGGCCGGGUCGGUUGGGAAACCCGUGGGUCAAGAAAUGGCAAUAUUGGAUGAAAAUGGCGUUGAACAAGAGUGUGGGAAAAGUGGGGAGGUUUGUAUCAGGGGGCCGAAUGUGACAGCCGGGUACAAGAAUAAUCCUGAGGCAAAUAAAGCUGCGUUUCGGUUUGGGUGGUUUCAUACCGGAGAUCUCGGGUUUUUAGAUUCGGAUAGGUAUUUGCAACUUGUCGGGCGGAUUAAGGAGCUGAUCAACCGUGGAGGAGAGAAGAUCUCACCUAUUGAAGUGGAUGCGGUUCUUCUAUCUCAUCCAGACAUUGCUCAAGCCGUUUGCUUUGGAGUUCCAGACGACAAAUUCGGGGAAGAGAUAAACUGCGCUAUCAUUCCUAGAGAAGGAUCAAACAUCGAUGAGGCUGAGGUGUUGAGGUUCUGCAAGAAGAAUCUCGCAGCUUUCAAGGUCCCCAAGAAGGUUUUUAUCACUGAUUCUCUCCCAAAGACUGCUACUGGGAAAAUCCAACGGCGGUUUGUCGCGGAGCACUUCCUUGCUCAAAUCUCUACCGCUAAAGUCCCCAAGUUCGGAGCCUAAACGAAAGCUUGUUCUCUCUUAGUAUUAAUUAGUGUUACCUAAGUAAUGGGCAGAACCAGAAAGAGCAGCUUCUGUUACACAAAUAGACAAACUGGUUAGUGAGUGAUGCGUUUUUCGCUGCGAUUUAGAAUAUCUAAUUUCUAUCCAAGGUCAUGGUUCAGAGCGUGUAUACUAUUCUAGCUUCUAGUUCCAUUGGUUGGUUGCUUUAUAGUAGCAGGUUUUUCAUGUA